AUGAAACCACCAAACGUUGGAAUUUCUGUGCACAAACUCACUCUACACAUCAACAACAAGUGCCUCUUUGAAGAUUUGGAUUUUUCCCUCUCAAUAGGUGAUAAGGUUACCCUUGUAGGAGAGAAUGGAUCUGGAAAAACCACUUUUUUACGUUUAUUGAGUGACGGUGGUUCUACUUCGAAAACCACCACUGCCACUACCACCACUUCGGAUUAUACCUAUUCCGGAUCGGUGAGGGUCGAGGGUAGAAUUGGUUAUUUGCCACAACAUUUUGAGGAAAUCAUUAUGAAAGAUCAGGAAGAUCUUUCUGCCAUCAUGACCAGUCUGCAAUGUUUACAUGAUGAAACAAUGAAUCACUUUCUAAAACAAGGACUUGAACCACUCUCUUCCGAAUGGUAUCAGGAAUUGAAUGCUGUCGGAGGACAUGAGAUAUUUCGACAAGCACAUCUGAUCGGACUAUCCAACCAAUUACUGGAACAACCAUUUCAUCAUCUCAGUGGUGGAGAGAAAACAAAAAUCAUGUUAUGUGCAUUGAGUGUGAUUGAAACGGAUAUUUUGUUAUUGGAUGAACCGACGAAUCAUUUGGAUCGACAAGGAAUUGAAUGGCUGGAGAACUUUUUGAAGGAAUACAGUGGAGCAGUGAUUAUGGUGACACAUGAUCGAAGUUUAAUUAAUGCAGUUUCUAAUAGAAUUUCUGAACUUUCUCCUCAUACUAAGAAAUUUGUGCACUUUAAGGGAGGAUAUGAAAAUUAUUUAAUUCAGGAAGAAAAGAAACGUAAAAAGUCGAUCCAAAAACGUGAACAACAAGACAAGGAAUUGAAACAAGUCAAACAAAAAUCUACACAACUCAAAUGCAACAUGAAAGAAAAGAAGAUUCGAGGGACUUUUAAUCGAUUUACUCGAAAGCAAGAACAGAUCACUGAAAAUCUAGUGGACAUUCUUCCAGAGAGAACCAAAAUUUCCUUUGAAUUUGAGGAUGAAUCGAUUUCAUCAAACAUUUGUUUGGAAGUAUUUGAAUUGGCCAAAUCUUUUGAGGAGAAACUUUUGUUUCGUCAUUUAUCUUUUACAUCGGUGAACGGAGAUCGACUUGUGAUGAGAAGAUGUUCGAUACUUCUCUUAGAUGAACCAACCAAUCAUAUUGAUUUUCCAAGUUUGGAGGUGAUUGAAGAAGCAUUAUUGAAUUUUCCUGGAAUCAUCAUUGCUGCAACUCAUGAUCGAUACUUUACUGAAAAGAUUGCCACAGAAAUUCUAAACCUUUCAGAAUUCAAUGAUUCCUCUCACUCCGAGAAGGUACUUCAAUCCAGUGAAGAAAGGUUGAAAUAA
Naegleria fowleri is the source of this 1323-nucleotide messenger RNA. RefSeq lists its product as uncharacterized. Gene Ontology annotation, molecular function: ATP binding; ATP hydrolysis activity. Bases 1 to 1323 code for a protein of 440 amino acids. The record is from RefSeq and is a predicted model, not a curated record. Lineage: Eukaryota; Heterolobosea; Eutetramitea; Acrasida; Naegleriidae. The transcript has 2 exons.